Messenger RNA from Apis mellifera (honey bee), 1707 nucleotides. RefSeq names its product ER lumen protein-retaining receptor (gene KdelR). The transcript has 3 exons. The coding region runs from base 140 to 778 and encodes 212 amino acids. Gene Ontology annotation, molecular function: ER lumen protein retrieval receptor activity. The record is from RefSeq and is a predicted model, not a curated record. Gene Ontology annotation, biological process: protein retention in ER lumen; endoplasmic reticulum to Golgi vesicle-mediated transport. Gene Ontology annotation, cellular component: cis-Golgi network; membrane; endoplasmic reticulum. Lineage: Eukaryota; Metazoa; Arthropoda; Insecta; Hymenoptera; Apidae.
AUGUAACUUAAAUGUUGAUCGGUCAGCCAUCUGCUGAUGUUGCAGCCAAAGCCACGUCAUAUUUUGUAUGCUUUGUGACUUAGGAGUGUGGAGUAUUUCUCGAUCCUCUUAUAAAAUUUACUUUUAAACAUCCGAAAAUAUGAAUAUAUUUCGACUCUUAGGUGACUUAUCACAUCUUCUUGCAAUUAUUAUUCUUCUUCUCAAAAUAUGGAAGACACGAAGCUGUGCCGGUAUUAGUGGCAAAUCGCAAAUUUUAUUUGCAAUUGUAUAUACAACGCGUUAUCUAGAUUUGUUAACAACAUAUAUAUCAGCAUACAAUACAUUUAUGAAAAUCAUUUUUAUUGCAACUUCCUAUACUACAGUUUUUUUAAUGUAUGUGAAAUUCAAAGCUACAUAUGAUCAUAAUCAUGAUACUUUUAGAAUUGAAUUUUUAAUUCUACCCACAUCACUGUUGGCAUUAUUAAUUAAUCAUGAGUUCACAAUUAUAGAGAUUCUAUGGACAUUUAGUAUUUAUUUGGAAUCUGUAGCAAUAUUGCCACAAUUAUUUUUGGUAUCAAAAACAGGAGAAGCUGAGAGCAUUACCAGUCAUUAUCUUUUCGCUUUGGGAUGUUAUAGAGGCUUAUAUCUGUUAAAUUGGGUGUAUCGUUACUAUGCAGAAAAUUAUUAUGAACUAAUUGCUAUAGUUGCUGGUUUAGUGCAAACAAUUCUUUAUUGUGACUUUUUCUACCUCUAUAUUACCAAAGUAUUGAAAGGCAAAAAAUUACAACUACCUGCUUAGUUGUAUAAAAAUAUUAUCAUGAAAAAUUUUAUAUUGCUCAAAAGAGCAAUAUCAUCAUUAAUUAAAUUUAUAUAAUAUAAAUUUUGGCAAUCUUUAAAAAAUCGAGGAAUGCUCGUGUACAAAGUAUACAUUUUAUUAAUUGUAAAGCAUUCCAUUUUGUUGUAUUUUCAUCACAAAACAUCCAUGUAUAAUUUUUCAUCUUUAUCCUAUAUAGUUACAUUUAUAUUUUAAACUGUUAUUUUCUCAUUGGUUUUUCAGCAUAUUGCAUCUUUAAAUAAUAUAUAAUGUAUGUGUGAUACUUAUUUCAUUUCAAUGAUAAAUAACAUAUUAAAAUACAAAGUACAUAAUUGGAAAUGAAGAUUAUCAUUUCAAAAUUUGUUACAUGUCCUAGGAAUUAGAAAUUAUAAUUAUAUUAAUAAUAUAUUUUCAAUUUUUGAUAUAUUAAUUUUAUUCAAAUGAUCAUAUUAGUUGGUUAACAACGCAGACUUAUAUAUUUUACUAAAUCGGUUACAUGUAUUGCUUCACUUAGAGUUGUUACUCUAUCUUUUAUAUAUAUAAUGCCAUUUUCAAGACUAGUCGUAUUAACAGAAAUUAUGAAAGGUACCAAGCAUGUAUCUAUAAUUUUUUCUGAACUGGUUAAUAUUGUAUUCAGGCCUUUUGUCCUUAAGAUGUUAUUUAAGUAAAGUACAAAGCGAUUUAAAUCAUCAUUUUGAAUGUUCUCUUUAUCAUUUAAUUUUUUUAUAUGAAAUGCAACUUUGUGUGGUGCUAAUUUGGAAUGAAGAUGCAUUGUAGUCGAGUUAUUCAUAUCACAUAUGUCACAAAGUAGUGCUAAACAUCCCCAAUCUAAAGACAUUCUUUGUUCAACCAUUUGUAUGUUGAUAAAAUCUUUUUUACUAUUAACCUAAAAAUAAAAUGGUCCAUAAAAAUAA